Messenger RNA from Anastrepha ludens (Mexican fruit fly), 1965 nucleotides. RefSeq lists its product as uncharacterized. The annotation marks the transcript as partial. The transcript is spliced from 4 exons. The record is from RefSeq and is a predicted model, not a curated record. NCBI's taxonomy places the organism in Eukaryota, Metazoa, Arthropoda, Insecta, Diptera, Tephritidae.
CUUGGCGCCAAUACUUUGAAGCGGUUACUAAACAACCAAAUAUUGUUUACUUGCAGUAAUAACUACGAUAGGAAUCGUUCAUUUUCCGAACCAGAUUUAACAAAUCCAUGUAAGCUUUUGAAUCGCUUUACCAUUAAAUAUCCACAUGAGUAUAUUUCGAUCGAUGAUUUGAAAUUCUUCAGACGAAAGGCAUACCCACCGGACUUCCACACACGGAGCAUAAUUUGUCUGCAGUCAAGUGAUGAACCAGCGCUUCCAUUUAGUUCCCUUAAAUCUGAGUACAAGCGGCAAUUUCGAGAUUUAAAAUUUUAUUUGAGGCCAAACCUUUUAAGACAAUCUACAUCAUUACAUUUAGAAGGCUUAAUGCAAGAUAAAUCAGAACAUCAGGAGCAAUUUCAUUGGUAUACGUCAGAUGACUUAGAAUUCUGCCGUUCAAUUCCUGCUAAAAAUUCCGAAAACUUAUUUAUGACCGGGGAUAUAAAUAUGGAACCCGAAUAUCGUUCAUCCUAUAUAUCCUACCCAAUGGUGGAUCGCACUACAAAAAUACUACCCCGUGAGGUAUUUCGUCUAGAUCCCGACCCAAUAAAUAAAAAACUCCAGCCAACAGCAGAGGGAGCGAUUGCCACCAAGAAAUCUGUCGAUAAUAAAAUAUCACGUCAGCUUGCCGCUCGUAAUCUUCAAAUGUGCCACCUACAGCACUGUGUCCCAGAGACGAAAUACAGCACUAACCCAUCUGAGUACAAACACCAAUUCGUGCAAUUUCCUAUCGAGAAAGCACACUCCAUACCACAAAUAAGUAAUCUUAAAAUACAAGGUAAAUUUGGGGGCGUGCCAGAGUAUCAAGACUGUUUUAAAAUGUAUGAGAACUAUUCGAAGAGCGCGCCUAUAAAAAAAGUUGACAAUUUACGUGUAUCUGGUGCUGAAGUGAUAGAAAAAAUGAAUGAUAACACUAAAGUGCCAGAGUAUCGUGAGAAAUUCCGUGAACCACCAAAAAAUGUGUCAAAAGAAAAGCCACUUAAAACCUAUGACCAUUUACAUCUAAACGGUCAAUUUUCGAAAGAUAUACCGGAAUAUUACGAAAGCUUUCGUGAUCCGCAGAUUAGACAGAUGCCGGAACGUGGCAAAUGUCGGGAACCAUAUCUACGCCUCAAAGGUAAAAUAGAAUUUAACCCCGAAUAUCGCAACACUUUUUCAGAUUUUCCACGUUCACGUCCAAUCGUGUGCAAACCAACCUCCACAUUUCGUCUACCAACCACAUCGGCUAUAUCCAAUUCGGUGGCUAUGAAAAGUACAAAAAAAUCGCCGUGUCGCAAAUUUAAAUCAUCUUCCCCGCAAAAAAUCGAAUGUAAUGAAGUUGUACCCAUUACGGAUAUCACCAUAACCCCGGAGUAUCGACGUGCUCAUUACCAGUAUCAGUUGCGCGAGCGCACUUCUGCGUGCAAACCAAAAGUGGAGAAUAUAGGGGAAGCUAGCAUUGGGCAUGCAUCCAAAACUAAAUAUGCAUCAAUUGUAGCGCAACGCAAAAUUUCCGAGUCAUCGGACACGUCCAGCAAACCUUUAUAUAUGCAGAAACGACGUACUUCGAGCCAUCGCCAAGCAAACAUGGGAUACCAAUAUGGCCCAGGUGGACCUACUAGUUGUGCAACGAAAAAGGUGCCAAAAUUUGGUAGACGUGCUUCUGUGCUGCAAAACACAUCUAAUUUGGAAACUGGAUUUGGGCAAGAUAACGACGAGUCUUUUGUGGUGCUUAAUGAACCAUGUAAGCAGUCGCACUGGAUGAAGAAAUCGUGGUAUGAAUCAUAAAUAGGCGAUAAGUGUAUGUGAAAUAAAUUUAUUAGUUGCGCAGUUGUAUUAACUUAUGUGUAGUGAAAAGUGUGUAUGUCUCAAAACCUAAAUUUUUAUAAAUAUUAGUUUUACUAUUUCGGAGGAGGGUUUUAUUCUAUUUGCAUCAAAUCGUGAAAAGAA